GCUUCUUAUACAUCAACUUCGAUAUACAACAAAAAGGAAUCAAACUUCAAUUCUUCAACCAGAGAGAAAAAAAAAGAGGAGAGAAAUCAAAGAUUUCUAGGGUUUUUUCUCUGCAAUCACUAAAAAUGGCAGGAUCAGUAAAAUCAAUCAGCAGUCCGGUUCCAGUUACUUUGUUUCCAACUUUAGCUGCUCUUUUGCUUACAAUUGGUCUUAUUCUUACUGCUUCAUUCUUCAUAUAUGAAGCUACCUCAUCUAGGAAAACUCGCAGUGUAGCAAAGGAGCUGAUAACCGGGACAGUUGCAUCUGUUUUCCUGGGUUUUGGAUCAUUGUUCCUUCUACUAGCUUCUGGUGUUUAUGUUUGAUAACGCCACAAGUGCAAGAGCAUUUAAUAUUUCUGGCUUCUGCUCACAUUUGUAGUUGUCAACAGAUCUGUAGAGCCCAACUCGCAGUAUUUUACACAAUUUUAGCAAUACAAUGAGAAUUUGAAAUGGUAUUCUAGCUAGCCGUGUCUUUUCUUCUA
Papaver somniferum (opium poppy) is the source of this 520-nucleotide messenger RNA. RefSeq names its product transmembrane protein 258-like. Bases 126 to 362 code for a protein of 78 amino acids. The transcript has 4 exons. Gene Ontology annotation, biological process: protein N-linked glycosylation. The record is from RefSeq and is a predicted model, not a curated record. Gene Ontology annotation, cellular component: membrane-bounded organelle. Lineage: Eukaryota; Viridiplantae; Streptophyta; Magnoliopsida; Ranunculales; Papaveraceae.